Molecule: messenger RNA, 358 nt
Organism: Aspergillus piperis CBS 112811
Lineage: Eukaryota; Fungi; Ascomycota; Eurotiomycetes; Eurotiales; Aspergillaceae
Exons: 1
Coding region: 140-325 (61 amino acids)
Source: RefSeq, a predicted model, not a curated record
GCUAAAGACCGAGGCCGAGCCCGCGAAGGAUUCUCGAACCCCGAACUUCACCAAGUAUAAAUCAAUCAUUCCACCAUGGGGACAUAGAUUAGGUUACUAUCGCCCAAAAAGACUAUCACCUGUAUGGAUCACAUCGAAUAUGCGUUCACCAACUCCCUAUUUUAAUCAGAACUACACUCGCCAUCUCUAUGCUCGGGGUUAUGGCGCUCCAGGCUUCGGGCGGUUCGCCAAGGUUGCCAUUGUCGGAACUGGUGUCUACUUUGUCUCUAAGAAGUUGUUCCAGUAUGUUCCCUCAUGCACACUAUUGAACAGUAGGGCUAAAUAGAUCAUGCAUGCAGUCAAUGGCAUGUCCGUCCUG